AUGGUGCUCGUCGGCGAUAUGCGUUCGGUUUUCAAUACCGGCCGGAUGCUGGGUUGUGCGUCUCACGUCGCCGUCAACGACGACAUCAAAAGAAGAAGCUCUCGAGACGUGUUACUCGUAGUGUUAUCGAUGGCCUUGUAUCUAAGCAGCUUGGUGAUAAUGCACAUGUUCGUAUUUACGUAUAGCAGUUUAGACACCAAAGGUGCGUUCCUCAGCUUCUCGAGGGUGGCUCUCUUCUACUCGUGCUUCUUCACGGACAUUUUCUUGUCGACCCUAUGGAACUCGAAGAUACGCGCUGUUUUAACGCAGCUGCGUACCUUCGAUCGAGCAACGAAUUUUCACGAUCCCUCCAAACGCGUCAAAGUACGAAAUAUCUGUCGAGCCACGGUGUUCGUCAUUUUGACUUAUUGGACUGUAGUCGGAUACAUAAGUUACAGAUUUGAAAAGAGACUGCCAGUUCUGCACGGAUUGGCAUACGCGAUCAUCGACGCGGCGGUAACGUUGCAGGUCCUGAUAUUCGUCGGUUUUGCGUACCUUAUCGAGGAGAGAUUUCGUCAACUGUGCAAUAUGUUAACGUUCUCCACUGGUAAGUUUGCUUUUGAAAUAUACAUCUCGAUACCCGAUAAAUUGUACGGACGCUUCACGUUGCGACAAAUAUGGUGGUUGCAUUGCACUCUGGCGAACGCGACAGAGACGCUGAAUUCCGUCUACGCGAUUCAGUUGUUGUUGUGGCUCUCGAGCAUGUCGAUCAACGCGAUGUCCAGGAUCUACACGCUGAAUAUGUACACCCUGACGGAGUUCGCAAAGGCCCGGGAAACGAUGCUGGCGAUUGUUUGCUCCUGGAAUCUAUUUAUGAUCACCACCGUCUGCCACCUAACAGCGCAACAGGCCAAUCGUGUCGGCGAGAUUAUCUUUGCGCCAUCCUCGUCCAUUUCCAUGAAGCGCGUAUUUCUGCAGGAAAACCUGGAGGCAACGGCGUAUUUCCAACAGCGGAGGGUGUAUUUCUUUACUGUCGCCGGCUUCGUACGCGUGGAUCUUCCUCUUCUGCUCUCGAUUAUCUCGAGCAUGACGACGUAUUUGGUGAUUCUUUGCUGA
Molecule: messenger RNA, 1095 nt
Organism: Colletes gigas
Lineage: Eukaryota; Metazoa; Arthropoda; Insecta; Hymenoptera; Colletidae
Exons: 6
Coding region: 1-1095 (364 amino acids)
Biological process (GO): sensory perception of taste
Cellular component (GO): membrane; axon; neuronal cell body
Source: RefSeq, a predicted model, not a curated record